Molecule: messenger RNA, 1248 nt
Organism: Hansenula ciferrii
Lineage: Eukaryota; Fungi; Ascomycota; Saccharomycetes; Phaffomycetales; Wickerhamomycetaceae
Product: NADH:flavin oxidoreductase/NADH oxidase
Exons: 1
Coding region: 1-1248 (415 amino acids)
Cellular component (GO): intracellular anatomical structure
Molecular function (GO): FMN binding; NADP binding; NADPH dehydrogenase activity
Source: RefSeq, a predicted model, not a curated record
AUGUUAGCUAACGGUGAAGUAAACAGAUACUUAACUCAACCAAGUGAUGAAGUUCCAUAUUUUUAUCCUAAAAACAAAAUCCCACUUGGUAUAGCAUAUAAAAAUGAUCCAAAUAAACAAAUCCCAGGAUUAUUUAAUCCAUUAACUAUUAAAAAUCUAAAAUUGAAUAAUAGAAUUGGUGUUUCUCCAAUGUGUACUUAUUCUAGUGCACAUGAUGGUCCUGACUUAGGUAAAGUAACUCCAUUCCAUUUAGUUCAUUAUGGUGCAUUUGCCCUGCAAGGUACAGGUUUAAUCAUGAUUGAAGCAACUUCUGUUGAUCCAAAUGGUAGAACUUCUCCAGAAGAUUUAGGAAUCUGGUCUGAUGAACAUGCAUUAGCAUUAAAACCUAUUGUUGAAUUUGCUCAUGCUCAAGGUGUUAAGAUUGGGAUUCAAAUUGGUCAUGCUGGUAGAAAAUCAUCAGGUACUGCAAUGUAUAAUGCUUUACAAAAAGGUGUUGGUAAAACAGAAUUUGGUUGGAGUGAUGUUCCUGGUGCUGUUGUUGCUCCAAGUCCAAUCUCAUAUAGUGAAGAUUCUUAUGUUACACCAACUGAAUUAUCAGGGGAUCAAAUUCAAGAAUUGAUUAAAAAUUUCCGUGAUGCUGCAAAAAGAGCUAGAGAUAUAUCUGGAUUUGAUUUUGUUGAAAUUCAUGCUGCACAUGGUUAUUUAUUAAAUUCAUUUUUAUCUGGAGCUUCCAAUAAAAGAACUGAUCAAUAUGGUGGCUCAUUUGAAAAUAGAAUUAGAUUAUUAUUAAAAAUUAUUGAUGUUGUUAAAGAUGAUCAUCAACCAUUAUUUGUUCGUGUUUCAGGAUCAGAAUUAGCUCCACAAAUUGAAGGUUCAUGGGACAUAGAAGAUACUAUUAAAUUAUCUGAUUAUUUAAUUGAACAUGGAGUUGAUGUCUUAGAUGUUUCAUCAGGUGGUAAUAAUUCUCAAGCACAAAGAAGAAAAGCUUAUCAAGGUUUCCAAGUCCCAUUAGCUAAAGCUGUUAAGGAACAUGUUGGUGAUAAACUUUUAGUUGCUACUGUUGGUAAGAUUGAAGAAGCUAAAUUCGCUAAUGAAAUUAUUGAAAAUGGUGAUGCUGAUAUAGUAUUAGUUGGUAAAGCUUUUUUACAAAAUCCUUCUCUUGUUUGGAAAUGGGCUAAUGAUUUAUUUGUUAGGAUUAAACAUACUAAUCAAUAUGAAUGGCCAUAUUAUUAUCCACCUUUUAAAUAG